Molecule: messenger RNA, 1112 nt
Organism: Aspergillus japonicus CBS 114.51
Lineage: Eukaryota; Fungi; Ascomycota; Eurotiomycetes; Eurotiales; Aspergillaceae
Exons: 2
Coding region: 453-1097 (214 amino acids)
Source: RefSeq, a predicted model, not a curated record
CCCACUUGAUCUCACUUCGCCUCAGGGUCGACUCCAAUCAUGAGGUGCAAGAUGGGAGUGGAUGUUGAAGGAUGACACACAGCCGCACAGGGUGUUGGGCUGAAGUGAUCUUCAGGGCGUGGUUGGCGGGGAAGAUUGACAGAGUACGAGGGUCUGCUCCACAUAUUUCUGAGGGGUCUUCAUCCUGAAGGAAUGUCAAUCAUGGCCAGGCAUACUCUGAGUCUGGGCGCUCGAGGGAGGUGACAUAGGCAGAUUUCUGAGAGAUUCUUAAGCCCCUUGAUUUUCCUGUUUGUCUGUUGAGAAUUGAUUCUCUAUUGAUAUCCAUUCGUACUUGAUAGUGAUUUGGAGUUCCGUUGUAUACAUACUGUACACAUACUACCCACCCAUUACCCUAACCCUACUUUCUUGGUUGCGUUUACGCUACAUACACACCUCCAUCCAAACCAUCCACGAUGAAGACCUUUUCCCUCACCAGCAUCCUUCUCCUCUCCCCCCUCUUGAUUCACGCCGCCCCCACGGGCCAGGGUCAGCUGUGCACUCGGGAUUCAACGGCAAUCACCAGCGAGCAGAUCCAAACCAUUGCCCCCACGUCCAACACCUGCGCCAACGCCCCGGCCGUCGGCGAGUGUGCGACCUCCGACACGGCAGCCUCCAGCAUCUCUAAAUCCUUCCAAACCUACGGGGUGACCAACAAAGCCGAGCAGGCCGCGGUGAUCGGCCUGAUGGCGUUCGAGAGUGGGGAUUUCAAGUACAACAAGAAUCAUUACCCGGGUGUGGCGGGCCAGGGCACUCGAAACAUGCAGUCACCCGCCUUCAACGCCAAGUACGCGGCGUCGAUCCCCGCCCUCGCCGACUCGCUCAAGGCCGUCAAUGGGGAUGCAGCGGGCACGUUGGAUCUGCUGCGUGCGGUCCCGGAGUAUGACUUUGGGUCCGGCGCGUGGUUCCUCACCACCCAGUGUACUUCCAGUGUGCGUGGCCAGCUGCAGCAGGGCACUCAGGCGGGCUGGGAGGCGUUCAUUACCGGCUGCGUGGGGACGGCUGCUAAUGAUGAUCGGAAGGCUUAUUGGAGUCGGGCUGUUGAGGCUCUGGGGGUCUGAGGUGAGGGUCUUAGG